AUGUCGUUCAUCUAUAGGAGGGCGGCGCAGAUGCUGUCGAGGUGCGCGCAGGGCGGGGGCAUCAAGGAGGUUCUGCAUGAGAAGGAGGACCCGUCGAUAAGGAAGCUCUACUUCAUCCUGCACAAGGCGCUGGAAGAUCUUGACAUCCUGAACCGCGUGUACGCCGAGCACCUGGCCAAGUGUUGCAAGAACAAGUUCCUGGGCAUCGUGCUGCUGUGCGUGCUCGUGCAGAGGAGCAAAAUCGACGGGGGGGGAAAGUUAAAAAGGGAAAUACUGAAGAGGCAGAAGGAGAUCCUCCUCCUCUACAACCGCCUGAAGGAGAAGAAGGAGAGUAGCAAACAAACUGUAAAAGGGAAGCAGCUAGCCAAAUAUUUUAUCAUUCACAACCAGGACAGGGACAGCGACGUUUUGAAGGAGCUAAAGGAAGUCCUCCCAGUGGAGGAGGACGAGGAUGUGGAAGGUCUCUACAGAAUUGAGAGCGACAAGUUAAGUACCCUCAUUGCUACCCCCACGUAUCAGCAGCAAAAUGUGAGGAUAAUAGAUAAGACCUCCUGCCUAGUUGUGCAGGCGGGACAAAUCAAACAGGGAAUGGUCAUCGUGGACGUCUGUUCAGCGCCGGGAAGCAAAGCCAUCUUCACCCUCACGCUGCUGAAGGAGAAGGGGUACCUUGUGUGCAUCGAAAAGGACAAAAAAAGAUGCCUCACCCUACUACAGGAGAUAAUGAAGCAGAAUCAGGAGUACGAAGGCAUCUACCUGGAUGACCAAUUCUCGGAGGAAAAUAAAAUAGCCCUAACGGAAAGGAGCUUCUUUGCAAAUGGUAGCGGUACUAAUGUUUACUACAUAAAGCACCGAGGGGGCGAGAUGGUCAUCAAAAUUUUUAAUGAGGAUUUUUUCCAGUUGAGUGCCGACCAGUUCGCGUCGCUCGGGAGGGUGGACGUGGUGUUCGUUGACCCCUCCUGUUCGUCCAGCGGCAUGCCCGACUUCGCGCACAAGGAGAGCCUGCGCCGUGUGUUCCUCCGGGGGGGGGAGCGCGGCAAAGACCAGCCACACGGUGAAGAGGGAGCGGUAGAUGGGCGGCACGGUGAAGAGGGAGCGGUAGAUGGGCGGCACGGCGAGGAGGGAGCAGUAGAUAGGGGGCACAGUGAAGAGGGAGCAGUAGAUAGGGGGCACAGUGAAGAGGGAGCAGUAGAUAGGGGGCACAGUGAAGAGGGAGCAGUAGAUAGGGGGCACAGUGAGGAGGCCGCGACAGAUGGACCGCCCCCCGCGCGCGACUUCCACGAUGACGUGGCGGAGGGAAGAAUCCCAAAGGUCCCUCCGCCGCUUCGGGACAAAGUGGACAGGCUGGCUGAGUUCCAAAAAAAAAUUCUGAACCACGCACUGGCGACCUUGAAGACGGCAGACACGUUUGUGUAUUCCACGUGUUCCUUCUUUGGGGAAGAAAAUGAGGAAGUUGUAGAAUCCGUGUUGCAGUCGAACCCGGGGUUUUGUCUGGAGAAGGCCGGCAAGGAGAAGUUCCUCUUUAACGGUGGGGGUGGGUGUGUCGUCUCGAGUCAGUGCGUGCGCACCUUCCCAGCGCUGCAUGCGUGCCGGGGGAUUUUCGUCUCCAAGUUGCGUCGGCGCGGUUCGUCGGAAGGGUCCCCGCCUGCCUCCAUUGUGAGCGAAGCGCCUUAG
Plasmodium vivax (malaria parasite P. vivax) is the source of this 1671-nucleotide messenger RNA. RefSeq lists its product as hypothetical. Gene Ontology annotation, cellular component: nucleolus. Gene Ontology annotation, molecular function: methyltransferase activity. Gene Ontology annotation, biological process: rRNA base methylation. NCBI's taxonomy places the organism in Eukaryota, Apicomplexa, Aconoidasida, Haemosporida, Plasmodiidae. Bases 1 to 1671 code for a protein of 556 amino acids. The transcript has 2 exons. The record is from RefSeq and is a predicted model, not a curated record.